AAAUAAUGGCGAGAUUGAGGACUUUCUCCUACUUAAAACAAAGUUCGAUCAAGUUGAUGCCUCAAACUAAUCUUCAAGUGAUAUCCACGUGCCAAACUAACGGAGGUGUGUUCUAGUUGUACAUGGUCAUGACAAACCAAGUCGCUAAAACACACCAAUAAACGUGCAAAACUAUGGGAGUGUUGUCUGUAUAACUGCACAUGCAACAUGAUAUUUUUCGAUUUUCGAUGAACGACGUUCGACUCGGCAGGGUUGUCAGCAUGACUGCGAAUGAUUCCGACAACGAUUUAUUUGUCACACAAAAUAGUUUCACGAACACUUUUGAGCUGGACGUUAAUUCAGAUUUUGAAACUUUACUAAAUUUGGAUUCAAAUGAACUUCCAAACUUUGAUGUUGGUAAAUGUGAGUUGAUUGAUCUCGAAGGGUUUUCCUCAGGUUCCGACACUGACCUGUACAAAGCAAGCCAAGCAAUUGAAUCUAACCUUCUUGAUAGGCUACCUUGUAACACUCGCUCGCCAUUAGCUUCAUCAGAAAUACCUCAAUCACGUGGCGCUUCUGAACAAAGCAUAGAUUCAAGUUCAGCAAGGUUUGCCAAGCCAACAUCUGAUAUUGACAUUAAGAAGUUGUGUGAUUCAGCAUACUCCUCGAAUACUGAAAACAAGAGUAUGUGGGCAGUUCGCUUGUUUCAAGGGUGGGUGAAGGAACGGCGUAAGAGGGGCAGAACAGAGGACAUGGUAUUGAACCCUGACAUUGUGUCACUGGCUCAGGAGGAAAGGGAGUUAAAUAAAACAUUGAUGUAUUUUAUGAUUGAGGUCAGAAAUCAGAAGGGCGAGGAAUAUCGCGGAAAUACUCUUUAUGAAAUUGUCUCAUCCCUACAAUAUUAUAUCAGAAGAAACGGCAGUCAACUGAAUUUUUUCGAAUCUCCGAUGUUUCAAGGAUUAAGGUCCGUGCUAGAUGCGAGAAUGAAAUAUUUGGCAAGACAGGGAAUCGGGAUAGAGAAAAGGCAGGCUGAAGUGAUCCGUGUGGACCAGGAAGACAUGUUGUGGGAGAAGGGGAUGCUGGGGGAGAGUACCCCCCAACAGCUAUUAGAUACAAUGGUGUAUUUAAUUGGCCUCAAUUGUGCUCUGAGGGCUGGUGAUGAGCACCGAUAUCUUAGAACGGGCCCGAAUUCACAGUUCGAAAUAACAGUAGGUGCUGAUGGGUUGAAAGGUCUAAAAUACAUGGAAGAUGUGUCCAAAACAAACAGAGGUGGCUUAAAACAUCGACAGUGUGAACGAAAAUGCGUCAAAGUGGGCCAGAACUUGGAACGUCCAGAGAGGUGCCUUGUUCGGCUUUAUGAAAAGUACAUGUCACUCAGACCUAAAGACGGAAAAUGCAACGCAUUUUACUUGAGGCCCUUGAAAUUUGUGAGAGAAAAUACAUGGUAUGCUGACAUUCCGAUUGGAUUACAUCCUUUAAGAGGCACUAUCGGAAGACUGUGUAAAGUGGCAGGUUUUAGUGGUUUUUAUUCCAACCACUCCUUGAGGGCCACCACUGCAACACGUCUGUAUGACUCUGGCCUAGACGAACAGCUUAUCGCUGAGAGGACAGGGCACAAGUCUGUGGCAAUACGAAGCUACAAGAGGACAUCUGCGGAGAUGGAAGCCCGUGUUGACAACAUCAUUCAGAGGAAAUCAAGUAAACCUGCAUCCCCAACUGAGUCGACAGUAAUCAGAUCUACGUCAACGGCAUCCACUGCAUCAACUUUGACCAGUACCAAAGAGACAAAUGAUGACACAGCUUCGAGGAAUGGACGCGAUCUCAAAUUGGUUCUUAGGGAUGGCGUUGUUUUGUCUCUAACAUUCUGAGAAUAAACGUUGGGUCAACAGUGACAUAAUCUUGUUAUAUUUUGUUGAAGUUAGUGAAGAGUAUAGGACGCAUUUCC
Molecule: messenger RNA, 1924 nt
Organism: Haliotis rufescens (red abalone)
Lineage: Eukaryota; Metazoa; Mollusca; Gastropoda; Lepetellida; Haliotidae
Exons: 3
Coding region: 201-1847 (548 amino acids)
Biological process (GO): DNA integration; DNA recombination
Molecular function (GO): DNA binding
Source: RefSeq, a predicted model, not a curated record